Molecule: messenger RNA, 1334 nt
Organism: Dermacentor silvarum
Lineage: Eukaryota; Metazoa; Arthropoda; Arachnida; Ixodida; Ixodidae
Gene: Mlp60A
Product: muscle LIM protein 1
Exons: 4
Coding region: 147-467 (106 amino acids)
Biological process (GO): muscle tissue development; sarcomere organization
Cellular component (GO): Z disc; cytoplasm; nucleus
Molecular function (GO): structural constituent of muscle; actinin binding
Source: RefSeq, a predicted model, not a curated record
AGUGCGCCGACUCCUAGACCGACCGAGCCACCCGCCCUCCGAGGUAAGCCACCAACGGAUUACCUUCGCUGCUGUGCUGGAUUUGAUCGUCACGCAAGACUGGAUUAGUGUUUGCUGGAACACGUAGCGUUCCGUCAGCGGUCACGAUGCCUUUCAAGCCCGUCGAGCAUGCCAAGUGCCCCAAGUGCGGCAAGUCUGUCUAUGCCGCCGAGGAGAUGCUGGCUGCCGGGAACAAGUGGCACAAGACCUGCUUCGUUUGCGGUCUUUGCCACAAGCGGCUGGACAGCACCAACGCUAGCGAGCACGGGGGCGAGCUGUUUUGCAAGCAGUGUUACGGCCGCAAGUUUGGACCCAAGGGCUACGGCUUCGGCGGUGGUGCCGGCUGCCUGUCCAUGGACAAGGGCGAGCAUCUCGGAAACACCGAGUGUUCCAUGAGCAACAAGCCACAUGACCCUACCUACGGUUAAAUGGACAGUGUCUACGACUGAGCGACGAAAUCCAGUGAUGCACUUUUGUAGUUUUUUUUUCUCUCUUUUACUCCAUCGUCACACAUCUAACAACUCUGCACGGAGUGCACGAUGCGAUCGCUUCAACGUACAGCACUUCGUGAACGCAACUCCCAAGAUAUUGCUUUUCAUUUAGAAGAGAGCAAAAAAGAAGAGAGGGAAGAACCGAAAUCUCGUGAGUCGUCCGCAAGCCUGGGCUGCAUAAUGCCGCGCCAGAAAAGUCGCCUUUUUUCCUUUCUUUCUUUUUCGAUUUCUUCCACCAGUCACCGUUUUUAGAUGAGAGGACUGCACGAUUGGCGAGGGUUAUUUUUAGAAUCCAGAGUACGUGUCCUGUAUUUGGCGAAAGCGUAUAUUUGUCGAGGGAAAUAUAAAAUUGUGCUUUAUUUUGCUUCACUGUGCUCAUUCCAUAAUGGAAACAAGCGUGCUCUUUGUUUUGCUUUUGUACAUGUCCACUUGUGUUUCUCGCAUAAGCCCGAAGGUGCAAGCGAAGAAGACGAGUUUUGAUCUAGUCUGAAACCCUCGGGGCGUCGCGCUCGCAGUUCCUGCACUCUGCUCGCUCCAAGUUAGAAGCGCAGGCCAUAAACGUCGAGCAUUGUGAAGACGAGGGACAGCGCGCGGCCAUACAGAAGACGAUGCGAUGGCCUGGCUCAGCGCUUGACGUUCCUUAGUCAUUUUGUGUUUCCCUAGUGCUACAAGAAUGCUAACGAAAAUUGCCCCUUCAGGCGUGAGGCGCGCUGUUACGUGUAGUCUUGUUAUUCAACAAGUACCAAAGGCUGUUCUCCGAGAAAUUAAAUUUCACCUGAAAUAAAGAUUCGUACGAUAAAUGAA